GCCCAGUGCGGCGGCUGAGGCUCGAGACUGGUGAUGCGACAGGCGGGGCGGCUUGGGGGCGCCGCGGCGCUGUGGCUGCUGCUGUCCGCCCACGUGGUGUCGGCGUUCGAGCCCCUCAGCGUGGGUCUGGCCAUCGGGGCCGUGUCGGCCCUCACGGGCUACCUCUCCUACAAGGACCUGUACUGCCGCUUCGCCGAGUGCUGCCGCGACGAGCAGCCGCUCAACGCCUCGGCCCUCAAGUUGGAUUUGGAGCAGAAGCUGUUUGGACAGCAUCUGGCCACGGAAGUGAUUCUCAAGGCGCUGACUGGCUUCAAGAACAACAAAAACCCCAAGAAACCACUGACCCUGUCCUUGCACGGCUGGGCUGGCACAGGCAAGAAUUUUGUCAGUCAAAUUGUGGCUGAAAAUCUUCACCCAAAAGGCCUGAAGAGCAACUUUGUCCACCUGUUUGUAUCAACUCUGCACUUCCCUCAUGAGCAGAAGAUUAAACUGUACCAGGAGCAGCUACAGAAGUGGAUCCGUGGAAACGUGAGUGCCUGCGCCAGCUCGGUUUUCAUAUUUGACGAGAUGGAUAAGUUGCACCCCGGGAUCAUCGAUGCCAUCAAGCCUUUCCUUGACUACUACGAGCAGGUGGACGGGGUGUCCUACUGCAAAGCCAUCUUCAUCUUUCUCAGCAAUGCAGGUGGGGACCUCAUAACUAAGACAGCUCUGGACUUCUGGAGGGCAGGAAGAAAGAGGGAAGAUAUCCAGCUGAAGGACCUGGAACCUGUGCUGUCUGUCGGAGUCUUCAACAAUAAACACAGUGGCCUGUGGCGCAGUGGACUGAUAGACAGAAACCUUAUCGACUACUUCGUCCCCUUCCUGCCCUUGGAGUACAGACAUGUGAAGAUGUGUGUGAGGGCAGAGAUGCGGGCCCGUGGUGCUGCUGUGGAUGAAGACAUCGUCACCAGGGUGGCAGAGGAAAUGACGUUUUUCCCCAAAGAUGAGAAAAUCUAUUCAGACAAGGGCUGCAAGACUGUUCAGUCCCGACUAGAUUUCCACUGAGUGCUUACCCACACCCGGACCUUGCCCUUCAGAAGCACUUUGAAGACCUCUUCAGGGUUCUGCAUAUUUGCACCUGUGAACUUGGGAUCUAGAAGUUUCUAAGAGUUAACUAUUGAAAAGAUACUAAUCUGUCCUGCGUGCGACAUGAUGGCAGUUCAGCUGUUCCUUGCAAUUGAAUGUGAGCUUUUAGAAUCCUUCAUAUGCACAGUUAUUAACCUUCACGGAAGUGCCUGCAAACAGCUGUGCGUGAGGUGGAGGGUCAUUGGUGACCCACGGCCCGGCCUCUCAAGCCAGUGCUUUGACCAAGGGCCCCAGGGACCCUGCUAUAGUUGGGAGCAUCAGGUUUUCACAUGCCAAAGUCAUCUUGCUCUGCUUUUUCUUUGCACAGAGCACAUUCACUGGCUGGUAGUAUUUUUAGUUAACAUCAGUGGCCCUGCAGGUGCAGAUGGUGUUGGCGAGGAGGAUGUGGCCCUACACACCGGCUACUCUUGUCCUGGGCUGGACUGUCAUCCUAAGGGUGAAGGUGCACCCAGGCCCUGUAAGCAGACCAGGAUCCAGAGUCCCUCGGGUCUGGCCCUGGCCUUGGAAUUCCCACUGUCUGCUUGGUGAGCCUGCCAGCUCCUUAUACCAUGUCCUCCAGACACGCCACUACCAGGUUUCCCCAGCCCCUUCAUGCUACAUUUGCCUGUUACACUUCCCCUGUGAGUAUGUGCAGCUCAGCAGGACCGGCGGGUGCUCUGAGCUGUGCUGGCCUGCAGAGCCUGAUUGUGGAGGGAGCAAAAUGCUUAAGCGCCUCCUUAAACAUAAGUGUAUUUUGCCGGGCUCCGUGGUGCACGCCUAUAAUCCCAGCGGUUUGGGAGGCUGAGGCUGGAGGAUCACGAGUUCAAAACCAGUCUUGGCAAU
This is a messenger RNA of Marmota flaviventris (yellow-bellied marmot), 1947 nucleotides long. It is a transcript of the gene Tor1b, whose product is annotated as torsin family 1 member B. Gene Ontology annotation, cellular component: endoplasmic reticulum; endoplasmic reticulum lumen; nuclear envelope. Lineage: Eukaryota; Metazoa; Chordata; Mammalia; Rodentia; Sciuridae. Gene Ontology annotation, biological process: nuclear membrane organization; protein localization to nucleus. Gene Ontology annotation, molecular function: ATP binding; kinesin binding; ATP hydrolysis activity. The record is from RefSeq and is a predicted model, not a curated record.